GAAAAUGCCACCUAAAUUGGUGUCCACCAAAUCCAACUAUGGAUAUAAGGAUGCUGUACAGGAGGCAGUUUCCGAGGGACUUUCGACGUUGGAUUACCAAAUAUUGUUGGACAAACUGAAUGCCAAUCAGAAGCGAGUGGUUCCAUUUGGCAACACUAGCAAAACUCGUUAUGCCUUGCUAAAGUGCUUCCAACGUUUCCAGGCAAAAUCCAAUGAUGUCACUAAUGGAGUCUAUGAGUCUACUGACAUUUCCAUUGAGCCGGCAGACGAAACAUUGAUAGAAGCCAAUUUGAAAUGUUUUCGAAAAGAGUGCCACAGUGGAAAUGAAAGUUUGAAUCGAUCGGUUCUCCUAGUUGACAAUUUGAAUAGCCCACGUGCAAUGUUUUCAAAAUGCAAUUAUGAGGACUGUAAAUUUAAUGUAAUCGAUUUUAAAAAUAUAUAUUCUUUAUUAACAAACCAUUUCUCUGCUUCAAAAAGUAUAGAGCACAUGAAUAGAGAAUCUAACAGCUCUCAUAAUU
Drosophila nasuta is the source of this 518-nucleotide messenger RNA. RefSeq lists its product as uncharacterized. The record is from RefSeq and is a predicted model, not a curated record. NCBI's taxonomy places the organism in Eukaryota, Metazoa, Arthropoda, Insecta, Diptera, Drosophilidae. The annotation marks the transcript as partial. The transcript has 3 exons.